Molecule: messenger RNA, 693 nt
Organism: Microthlaspi erraticum
Lineage: Eukaryota; Viridiplantae; Streptophyta; Magnoliopsida; Brassicales; Brassicaceae
Source: the annotation of a GenBank genome assembly
AUGAGAGUAUCAUCCAAAGGAACGGCUUCGGUGGUGACACGUCACGAUUCUCCCGCCACCACACCAGAGCUUUUGCUUCAUCUCCUUCCUCCUCCACUCUCCUGUGUCUUUAAUCUCCUCGCGUACACAGACAACACCAAAAUGGCUUGUUUUCGUUCGAUAGGGUCUUUACCUUCUUUCACUCAAUCUCCUCGAGAUGUCUCACGCUCAGGCAUUGUCUUGUCUCCAUGCUCUGUUCGUCCCAUCGCUCACUCCUCCUUCACCGGCUCUCCCAUCUCCCUCCCGCGGCUCCAACAACCAGCUCAAACAACCUUAAGACCGCGAAAAUCCGUCUCAGUCACGAUGAUGGUGAAGCCGGUGCUCCAAUUCAUCCAAGGCACGGACGAGAUGACGAUCCCUGACGUGAAACUGACUCGGUCAAGAGACGGAAGCAACGGAAUGGCGCUCUUUUCUUUCGACCAGCCGUCGGUUUUCGACUCGAGCGGCGAGGUCGGGGAGAUAACCGGCCUGUACAUGAUCGAUGAGGAAGGUGUGAUUCAGUCGACCGAUGUGAACGCGAGGUUCGUGAACGGCAAACCGGAAGGGAUUGUGGCCAAGCACAUUAUGCGGAGUCCUAAAGAAUGGGACAGGUUCAUGAGGUUCAUGGAGCGUUACUCUGACCAGAACGGCUUGCAAUUCGUUAAGAAGCAAUGA